AUGGUUCGCCUUGCGCUCACAGCCUCGCUCCUCGGUGCCGCAAGCCUCGUGGCCAGCCAUGGCUAUCUCAAGAACAUAGGAGUUGGUGGUACAAUCUAUCCUGCCUGGCAGGUUGGCUCAGACGACUACCUCACCCCAGCUCCUGUCCGGUAUGCCCGGAAGAUCAAGGACAAUGGCCCUGUACCCGAUUUCACAAGCAAGGACAUAACUUGCAACGUCGGAGGAAACAUACCUGCUCAGGGAAUUAUUGAGCUCAAGGCUGGCGACAACGUCGAGUUUCUAUGGGACCAGUGGAAUAGCGCACACAGUGGCCCGGUAUUUACCUAUCUCGCGCACUGCACCAACAACGACUGCAUGUCCUUCAAAGGCGACACGGGUGCUGUGUGGGUCAAGAUCGACCAGCUGUCGUACAACCCGUCCGCGAACCCUCCGUGGGCAUCCGAUCUGCUGCGCGAGCAGGGCGCCAAGUGGACAGUGACAAUCCCGCCGAAGCUGGCCCCCGGUGAAUACCUGCUGCGGCACGAGAUCCUGGGCCUGCACGUGGCUGAGACGCGCAUGGGCGCCCAGUUCUACCCGAGUUGCACGCAGAUCCGCGUCACAGCUGGUGGCACGACCCAACUGCCCAGCGGCAUAGCGCUGCCGGGCGCGUACAACCCUGAUGAUACAAAGGGAAUUCUCACUGCCCUCUGGAAGAUUCAACAAGGCCAGGUUGACUACGUCGCCCCGGGCGGCCCGGUAUGGAGUGAGGCUGCACCGAAUGCAAAUCGUGCCGGCCCAUAA
Molecule: messenger RNA, 780 nt
Organism: Phialemonium atrogriseum
Lineage: Eukaryota; Fungi; Ascomycota; Sordariomycetes; Cephalothecales; Cephalothecaceae
Product: glycoside hydrolase
Exons: 5
Coding region: 1-780 (259 amino acids)
Source: RefSeq, a predicted model, not a curated record